Chara braunii is the source of this 2582-nucleotide messenger RNA. Lineage: Eukaryota; Viridiplantae; Streptophyta; Charophyceae; Charales; Characeae. The record is from the annotation of a GenBank genome assembly.
UCCAAAGGACAACCCAAGCAGCUAUGGUGCUGCGCUGAUGUCCAAAGGACAACGCAGAGCAGCUAUGCCGCUGCUGACUUGGUCCGCUAUGCCUGACUCUGCCUCGAGCUUCCCUGGUGCCGCACUACCCCAACUGGGGCCUUCCAGAUGCAGCGCCCAACAAGGUGAUGAAGAUGGUGUCUACCAUAGCCAGGUCAGCACAGAGACGGUGAGAGUUAGCCUUGAUGGGCAUGAUCUGGAAGUCUGUGUGGAUGCUGCGAUGGACAAAGGCAACUCCCCAAAGACGAUUGGUUGGCUGAUGGAGGAAACUGUUAGGCUUGCAACUUUCAACUUUGCCAACGGCACGUGCAACCGGAGACCUGUGUUGCGAGGAAUGCGGCUCAGAGGGAUCAUGCUGAAAUCAUCACAAAUUGUGGAGGAGGCACUGCAGGGGGCCGGGCGUGAUGAGCCUCUGGAGGCUGUGGUUGAAGGGUGGGAGAGACUUCCUAUUGCCGAUCGAUAUGUUGCCCGCUGCAUGGAGCAAAAUGUCCCACUUAACCAAACGCUGUUGGAGAAGCUGAAGAGAACUGAGGGAUCAGAAGAAGAAGUAAAUGUGUCACAAUGCAGGUUAACAGACACAGAGGUGCGACCUCUGCUGUCAGCGUUAGCUGCGUCUGAAGAGUUGACGAUGUUGGAUCUCUCAGACAACAAGCUGGGGAGUAAGACAGUCAAUGGAAUUUUGGAAAUCGUCAGAGCUUCCAAGGAGACCGAUCUCGGGCUCGUCCUCGACCUUCGUAAUAAUCAGAUUGGACCUAGUGCGCUUUUGGAGAUCUGUCGCUGCUCUGUGACACUCACACGAUUGGAGUCCCUUGACAUUUCAGGCAAUCGUCUAACAGACGCCGCAUCGAGACAAAUUGCCUCACUUCUGAAAUCAAGCAAGGUGCUGGUGCAUCUAUGUCUUGAAGGCUGUGCUCUUACAACACGCUCUAUUCAGAGCAUUGCUUCAGCCCUGCAGAGCGAUUCACCGCUUUCCAAGCUUGCCAUAGGCAAGAACAAUCCAGUUUCUGGACGCGCAAUGAAAGUCCUCCUCGAGAAGCUGUGUCUGAUGCCAAGUUUUACCGAGCUUGAUAUUCAUGGGAUUGAGCUGGAUGACGUGGCUGCCGAAGCUGUGGGCUUAUUACUGUGCUCCUCACCGAACCUCAUUUCACUGCAAAUGAGUUCGACAGAUCUACAAGAUAGUGGAGCAAUUGCAAUAAGCGACAUAGUCUCCAACAAAGACGUUCGCCUCUCCAGGCUUGAGGUUGCAAGCUGCGGCAUUGGCCCCGUGUCUGCUGCCAAGUUCUGCCGGCAGCUUGCUGCUGUCGGCGGACUCUCCUACCUGGACAUUAGUCGCAACCACGUUGGAAUCCAGGGUGCGGACAUUCUAGCGAUGGCAGUUGUGCGAGCGGGAAGCCGGCUGAAACAGCUUGAAAUGGCAGGGUGUGGUCUGGGCUGUGACGGAGUCAUCCGCAUCUUGCAGGCAGCUGCAGGGAGCAAAGUUCUGGCGGUACUCAACUUGUCGGCGAAUUUCAGCUUUUCCAAGGCAGUGCCAUCAGAUAUCAAAGCUCAGAGAAGCAAUGAGAUAGGCAUGGAGAAGGCCAAUAAUCACGAUGGAUGUGAUGGAACCGUCUGUGACGAGAAUGACAUUGUCCCCGACAGUGACGAUGAUGUGGAAACACCAGCAGCAUGUUUCAGCUCCGCUGGCAUUGGAAGAGCGCGUCCAUCUGUGGCGGAAGCUGCAACUCUGAAUGACACCAAUGAUGGUACCUCAUUGCCAUUAAGCGGCAAAGAGAAGACGGUGAACGACGAUGCUGAUCAAAAACAGAAAAUGAAGGCGGUACCAGCAACAAGUCAAAACAUAGGUCAGGCGUCUAGCAGCCUUCGGAAAAACGACACUACUAAUUGUGGCGCAGAGGAAGAAGGGCAUGUGGGUAUACCAGAAACAGGUAUGCAUAGGACGGGAGACGAGCUGUCAGUGAUGUCGGUGCCCGAUGCCAACCGGACCAUGGCGGACGAUAGAUCACAUGCAAAAGAGCUGAACGCGAUGGGUGAGAAUGUUGCUGAGCAAGCAGACGGUGGUGCUGCUAUUUUGAAUGAAGACAUGCCGCCAGUGGCUGCUAACGGUCCUCACAAUGGUAUGGAUGUUCCUACGAGUGGUAAGAGGUCUGCUUGUCCACCUCCUGCUGCUGCUGCGAACUCCAGCCUUGGUCGCAAGAGUGGUCACAGUUCUGGCAGCGAUUGCAUUGGUGAUGGUAAAGGGACGUUCUUGGACGUUAUUAUAGAACUUAUUGUGGCAGCUAGCUCGCUCCAGAAGCUGAAUCUCAGUGGCAAUAGUCUGCCGGUGGAAGCUUUUGAAAAGAUCCGUGUUGCAUGGGCCCGAGGUCGGCGUGAGUGGCGAAAUGCAAGGCACACGGAGUGUUCUGCAGAUCAAGCGGCCUCUAGUAAGGAGAAUGCUGAUGGGGUCAACACGGAUUUGUGUGUUCUUGAAUGAAUGGGACUCUCUCUCUCUCUCUCUCUCUCUCUCUCUCUCUCUCUCUCUCUCUCUCUCUCUCUCUCUCUCUCUC